Helicoverpa zea (corn earworm) is the source of this 2108-nucleotide messenger RNA. RefSeq names its product maspardin-like. The transcript is spliced from 5 exons. The coding region runs from base 122 to 1087 and encodes 321 amino acids. Lineage: Eukaryota; Metazoa; Arthropoda; Insecta; Lepidoptera; Noctuidae. The record is from RefSeq and is a predicted model, not a curated record.
AAAAAUACGUCAUUUAUUUACGAAGUUUCUGCGAUAAGUUUAAAACAUUCGAGGAUUAAGUUAUAAAUGUUUUAUUCUAAGAUUUGAUUAUAUUUUAUAUGCAAAUCAAUAGAAAACAACAAUGAGUUGCGUCAGUGAAUUGUCUCAGUCUAAUGAAUAUCUCAGUUUUAGAAGCAGCAUUCCCUUGAGGAAAGUUGUAGUUGACUCAGAUGGAUCCAAGGCUUGGAGAAUUUUCGACAGUGGUCCAAAAUCCGUAAGCUGUCCCUUGAUAUGCCUGCCGCCCGUGUCUGGCACUGCCGAUGUGUUCUACCAGCAAGUGUUAGGGCUCGCUUCAAGGGGGGUUCGAGUUAUAGCUGCAGAACCUCCACCAUACUGGAAUAUUAAGGAAUGGUGCGAUGGCUUUAAAAGACUUAUUGACUACCUUGAACUGGACAAAGUACAUAUUUUCGGAGCUUCCUUAGGUGGAUUCAUAGCACAGAAGUUUGCGGAAUUAACAAGUAACUAUCCUCGGGUGGCUUCUCUUGUCCUGUGCAACACUUUCACAGACACUUCAGUAUUUGAGUACCAUGACUCGUCAGCCCUCUUUUGGCUCCUACCUUCUUUAGUCCUGAAAAGAAUGCUCAUGGGCAAUUUCACAACUGAUAAAGUUGACAAAAGAAUGGCAGAAUCUAUUGACUUCAUGGUUGAAAGACUGGAAUCUUUAAACCAAGCAGAGUUAGCAUCAAGGCUAACUUUGAACUGCACACCUUGUUACAUAAAACCUCAAGCACUCGUCAACAUGCCUAUCACCGUAAUGGAUGUUUGGGAUGAAUGUGCCCUAAGUUCAAGAGUACGGGAGGACCUUUACAAGUCCUACCCUCAAGCUAAACUGGCUCAUUUAAAAAGUGGUGGCAACUUUCCCUAUUUGAGCAGAAGCGAUGAAGUUAACUUGCAUUUAUUAAUCCAUUUGCGACAAUUCGACGGCACGGACCUAUCGGCGUCAUACCUAAGUCUCCACAAAAUGCCAGCAGCAUCAAACUUGAAUCAGCCAGAGGAGGGAUCAGUCAGCUUCUUCAAUCAAAGAGAUAAAAUCGUCAAAAUAUCCUAGAAAGAUACACAUCUAAAAUCCUUAUUAUACUGGUUUGACUUGUUUUGUUUGUUACUAAAUUAUGUAUCAUGUGUUCAUCGAAUUUAUCACCAUUUAUAUUUAAGGCUUAAUAGUUCAUAAAUAUUCCAUCUUUAUAAUGUAAGUAGCAUGAACCUUUUGGUAAACAAGUUUAUAUUUGUACAUGUUGGGUUUCAACUAUAUUCAUUUAUUUAUACAACAUCAAUCUUUUCUUUUUCGAGAGUAUAAGAAAAUCAUUCAAAUGAAUUUGUUUUUGUUUCUUUAAGGAACAAUAAUUGUUUAAUUUCAAUGGUUGUUAAUAUCUUUUUUAAUCAUUUUUCUUGAUCAAAAAUAUAUUUUUGAUUGUAAUAUUGUUUAAGGAAGAAUAAAUCAUAAACUUCUUCAAUUGGCCUUUAUUGCAAAUAAAUAAUGCAUCAAAGUCAAACUGGUUUGGCAAGAUGCAUGCUGGAAAAUUCACCUGAAGCCUUAAAAAAGUGUCACUUGUUAUUGCAGCUAAAAUUCAUCAUCAAUAAAAAGAGAUAUUCAUAAUAUCGCAUCUAACGUACAUUUGAAUCUUCUCUGCCAAAAUAGUAAUGUAGGGUCAAGUUCAUUGAACUGUUAAAAAAGAAUAAGUAACGUAAAUAGAUAAGGUCCGUUCAGAUAACAUUCCAACUACCUAACCUUGUAUUUAAUAGCCUAGUAUAUCGUAAAUAUCAUCUCGUAUAAGAUUUAGAAUAAAACUUAAUAGAAGCUUAUGAUAUGAGACUUAUGUUUAUUAUGUUCGAAAUGUAGGCUAGAUAUUUAGCUUAUACCUAGAUUGUUGUGGUGAAGAAAAUAAAUAUAUUUAUAUUUUUUAAGUUUAUUUUUAUUUUCUCCAGAGUUAUUUCACAAUAAAUAACUUAAGAUGACCAACUAAUGAGAUAUGAUUUGUUUUAAAAAUAUUGCGUAUCUGUACAUUAACAUUUUAUAACACUUGGAACUGACUGUAUUGUACAAUGUAUGAAAAUAAAUGCAUUUUAUUGCA